Molecule: messenger RNA, 2185 nt
Organism: Zingiber officinale
Lineage: Eukaryota; Viridiplantae; Streptophyta; Magnoliopsida; Zingiberales; Zingiberaceae
Product: F-box/kelch-repeat protein At1g22040-like
Exons: 2
Coding region: 323-1756 (477 amino acids)
Molecular function (GO): protein binding
Source: RefSeq, a predicted model, not a curated record
UUCAGUGUAACCUCGAAUGUCGAUGUUUGCCACGUCUAUUGUCGGUUUUCAAGGCGUGGUCCAUCAACCAGGGCAGCGAACCGAUUACGGCUGAUCUUCGUCGCACGGCAAGGAAGAAAGCGAAACGGCGAAAAAAAAACAAGGAAACGGGAAGAGCACAGCAAGGUUCCUUCCUUCCUUAUCUCUCACGAAAUCCGUAUCUUGAUUUGUUUCCAUGCCUUUGUUCAUUUUUUUUCCUCUUUCUUGACUCUGGUUCGGUGUUUCUACAAGAUACGGUCUCUUGUUCUUCCUCAAAGAUUGAUGAGAUCUUAAGAGGGUCUUGAUGGGGAAUCGCUCAAGUGUGUCUGUCAGCAAGUCUAUUUCAGUAGGUGAGAGUUGCAGCACAUCCAAUGGUGAUUCAAACAAGAGGACGAGGAUGUGCUGUUUGGAUGACAAGCCAAGGCUGUUUGUUAGUCUUCCAGAUGAAAUCUCGAUGCAAAUACUUGCAAGAUUGCCUAGAAUUUACUACCUGAAUGCUAAAAUGGUUUCACGGAGUUGGGAAGUAGCGAUCAUGAGCGAUGAGCUUUUUCAGACAAGGAGAGAACUGGGGGUGACUGAAGAAUGGUUAUAUGUGAUGACAAAGGCUGAAACAGACAAGGUUUCUUGGCACGCAUUGGACCCUCGUUUGAGUAGGUGGCAACGGUUGCCUCCGAUGCCACAUAUUGUCAGUAAGGAAUCAAAGAGGGGGUUACUUGGACUUAAAUUGUCGAGUGCAGUGGGGUCUAGCAUCAAACUUGCAGUUGCUGGUAUCAUAAGGAGGUGGCUUGGACAGAGGGAUAGCUUGGAUCAAAUGCCCUUUUGUGGUUGUGCUGUUGGUUGUGUCAAUGGUUGCCUCUAUGUGUUAGGGGGGUUUUCUCAAGACUCUGCGAUCAAUUGUGUCUGGAAAUAUGAUCCAUGCCUUAACUUAUGGCAGGAAGUUAGUUCCAUGACUAGUGCUAGAGCUUUUUGUAAGACAGGCCUGUUAAACAACAAACUCUAUGUUGCAGGAGGGGUUAUCAGGGGCAGAAAUGGCUUAACUCCUUUACAAACAGCUGAAGUCUUUGAUCCUGUAACAGGUCUUUGGACUGAGUUGCCAAGCAUGCCUUUUUUGAAAACUCAAAUGUGGCCUAAUGUUUUAUUAGCUGACAUGUCGAAGCCUUUCGCAACUGGAAUGGUUUCGUAUAGGGGAAGAUUAUGUGUGCCUCAGAGCUUAUAUUCCUGGCCCUUCUUUUUUGAUAUGGGCGGUGAGGUCUAUGACCCAGAAACAAAUUCUUGGUCAGAAAUGACUCCUGGUAUGGGUGAUGGUUGGCCUACAAAGCAGGUAGGGACAAAGCUGGGUUGUGUCGUCAAUGGAGAUUUGUAUGCCUUGGAUCCUUCUAGAUACUUGGAUAAUGGAAAGAUAAAGAUGUAUGAUUAUCAGGAGGAUGUUUGGAGAGAUGUUAUAAAAAAGGUUCCAGUUCUUCAUUUUACCGACUCUGAAUCUCCAUAUUUGCUUGCUGGUUUUCUUGGGACUCUCCAUGUUAUUACAAAAGGUGCCAACGACCAUAUUGUGAUAUUGAAGGCUGAUUUACAGAAAUCUAAAUGCUUAAAUGUUUCAACUUCAUCUGGUGCUUCAAGUGAUUCCAGAAAUGAAACCUCUGUUUCUUGGACAGAGGAUGAACCUGAAUUUUGGCAAGUGAUUGCUUCGAAGGAUUUUGGGACAGCUGAGCUUGUAAACUGUCAGGUCCUUGAUAUUUGACUUCUUUGGAUCUAAAUUGUUCCUUUUUUGUUGGGUACAUCAGCAGCCGUGUUUCAGGAUGUAAAUCCAUCAAGAGAUAUAUACUAAAUGCAACCUUUUGUCUGGUCUACAGAAAUAGAGUUCUUGAAUUUUGUCAAAAGAAGGAAUGAAUUUCUGCAAUCCAAAGAGUAGUCACCCCAAAAUCUGGUGGGUUCCAUACUGAUCAAGAUAUUACACCUUUUUUUCCUUAUUCCAGCAGCAAUGGUGUGGAAAGUGAGCUUCGGGAUAAUAUAUAUUAUAAACUCCAUUACUUCGAUAUAACUUGUAGUUUAUUCUGUUUCUUGUGGUUUGUGAAUAUUUUAGGUUAUUCGACAGAAUGUUAGUUAUAUGCACACACUUAUACACACAUUUAUUGUUUCACUUUUUAUAGAAUCACACUCGUUCCUGUAA